Molecule: messenger RNA, 3216 nt
Organism: Cololabis saira (Pacific saury)
Lineage: Eukaryota; Metazoa; Chordata; Actinopteri; Beloniformes; Belonidae
Gene: card14
Product: caspase recruitment domain family, member 14
Exons: 20
Coding region: 59-2992 (977 amino acids)
Biological process (GO): regulation of apoptotic process
Molecular function (GO): protein binding
Source: RefSeq, a predicted model, not a curated record
GUUGGUCCUGCUGCGUCUAUCUGUCCAACCAGGAUCCCUCUCCGCAGACACACUGGGGAUGGCGGGGGACCGCGUUCCCGACGGCCCCGACCUGAAGGAGAUGGGCGAGGAGGAGCUGUGGGAGCUGAUCAAUGACAACCGCCACAGGAUAUCCCUAGGGGUCCGGCCGUGCAUCCUCAUCCCGUACCUGCGGCAGGCCAGGGUGCUCACGGAGAUGGAUGAGGAUGAGAUCCUCUCCUGCCACAACCUCACCAACCGCUGCAUGAGAACCAGUUACAUGCUGGAUCUGCUGAGGACUCAGGCGAGGAAUGGAGCUAUGGCGUUGCUGGAGAGCCUGAUGAUUCAUUACCCCACCAUGUACACUCAGGUCACAGGCCGCAAGCCCAGCGCCGAGCCCUCCACGUUCAGCGGCCUGAUCAAGUACUCGGAGCUGACGGAGUAUCUGAUCAGGGCGGUGACGGGGAUGCAGAAGGAGCUGCAGGAGGCCCGCUGCGAGGCCGGCAGGAUGAGCGCCCGCUGCGCCUCCCUGGAGUCGGAGCUGGGCCAGAUCAUGGAGCAGGAGCAGCGGUCCAGGCGCAUCCAGGCCGAGAACGAACGCACGCAGAGGCACCUGGGCUCUCUGCAGCGGGAGGUCACCAAGCUGAAGGAUGAGAAGUGUGAUCUGUAUAUCCGCUACACGACAGCCAUCGAGGAGAAGUCGGCCAUGAACGAGCGGCUCCACGACCUUAACCUUCAGGUGUAUCAUCUGCAGACGGAGCUGAAGAGCGUGGAGAUGGAGAGUGUCCGGCAGAAGCAGCGCUCCCUCCGCUGUGUUUCUGCCCCCGACACGCCGCAGCUGCAGGAGGAGCUCCGGAGUCUGCGCUGCCAGCUGGCCAAGGCGCAGAAACUGGACCCGGCUCGCCAGGACAUCCUGGCCCAGGACCUGGCCGAGGCCAUCGACAGUCAGCUGGAGCUGGCCGAGCAGCUCCGGUGUUACAGGGAGGAGAACGAGAAGCUGCACAGAGACAAACAAGAGCUCUUGCACCAGAAGGAGGGUCUGAGUGCUGAGGUGAAGCAGCUGACUCUGGACUGUAAGAUGCAGCUCCAGAAGAGCACCGUGGUCCAGAACCAGAUCCGAGAGCUGCAGGCCGAGAGAGACCAGGCGUACCUCUCCAGAGACGAGGCCCAGGCCAUGAUCGCCCGCAUCCUGGCGGAGAAGGACGCCCUGAGGUGCCAGCUGGUGGAGCUGCAGGAGGCCGUGUGCAGCCUGGAGGCCAAGAGACCCCGGGACCAGAGACCUCAGGAUGAGGAUGAGGAGGUCCGCUGGGAGAACCUGAGCCCCAACUCCGAGGAGCUGCCCUCUCGACGCAGACUUCGCCGCAUGGACGCACUCAACCCCACGCUGAUGAUCUGCAACAUCUCCGAGGAAACUCCGACCAGCAGCGUCCGAUCCAGGAACGCACAGCCACCCAGUCCAGAGUCCCUCCGCCGAAGACAGGAAGUGUUAUAUGCCGACAGGAGCCCAGAGAGCACAGUGACUGAUUCCCUUUUAGAUGACUUCGUGCUCCUUCCUGAUGUGACGAGUGAAGACAAGCAGACAUCCAGGCUUUCCUCCUCUGGUGGCUCCACUUCUCAUGGCCUCUCAAGAACGUCCGUCCCUACCUUCCUGGUGCGUUCCCGUCCAAAGGCCAUUCGCGUCAGCGGCCGCGUCCUCAACAUCUCCCUCCAGGGCGAGGCUCUCCUCAGCCAGGUGACCGUGGUGGGGGGCAACAAGACGGGCGUGUUCGUGCACCAGGUGACUGCAGGCAGCGCCGCCCACACGGUCGGCAUCAGCCCCGGCGCUCAGAUUGUGGAGGUGCGCUAUGAACAACACCAGAGAGCUCUGAGGAUGGUGCUGGAGGACUCCACUUUGGAAGAAGCCACGUGGGCCCUCGGCCAGGUGACAGGCGUCUGCCACCUCUCCCUGCGGCCCAGGCAGUGUGACUACGAGGUUCUGCUGCAGCAGCUGCAGAAGGACAAGAUGUCGUCAGGAGACUCCUUCUACGUCCGGGUCAAUCUGUCCCUCCCCGCUGGCUCCAGUGGCUCCCUGGCCGUGUCCUGCAACGACAUCCUGCAUGUAGCAAACACGCGCCCUGAAGGCGCUGAGGAUUUGUGGCACGCCAGCCAGGUUCACCCCUGUCAGCUGCUGGACCUGGACAGUGGAACCGUCCCCAACUAUUACAGGGCCCAAGGACUUUUGAUUCGAGCACUCGAAGACAUAAACUUUGAAACCAACAAGUCUGAAAAGGCUGGACAGGAGGUCUCUCAGUGUAAAAAGGCAGUGAGGAUAGUCAGCACGGGGCGGCAGGGCAGGAACCCCCUGUGGGUCAGCAUGGAGGAGGAAAACAGCAAGAGCCCAGAGCCAGGCAGUCCGACGCCGUCCAAAUGCUGCGUCACCCUCAUGCCCUACACCCUGGUCACCCCCCACUACCCCCCCAUCUGCAGGCCGGUGCUGCUGCUGCCCACCGUCCUGGGACGCAUGCUGGACAAGAAGCUGGCCGGCUGGCAGGGUUUCCAGCUCUGCGAGCCCGAGGUGUUGAGCUCCAGCGAGCACGCCGCUCGGCUGCAGAGGUCCGAGAUCCUGGAGGAGUGUGAGCCGGGGGAAAACCGCUGCUACACCCUGCAGGGCGUUGAGAAAGUCAUGAAGAAGGGGAUCCACUGUGUGCUGCCGCUGGGCCUGGACUGUGUGCGCCGGCUGCAUCGCUCCGACAUCUUCCCCAUCAUCAUCUUCAUCAGCCAGUCUGCACGAAGUGCACGUAAGCUGAGGUCAAAGCUGCAACGGCACGGCCAGUCGGAGGAGCAGCUGCUGGCGUGCUCCAGGAGCGAGGAGCCGCUGCUGGACAAGCUGCCGUGUCUGUACCACAGCGUUCCUCCCGACGCCUGGUGCGACCACGCGUCGCUGCUCACCAGCCUGCGCACCGUCAUCUGGGAGGAGCAGAAGAAGAUCGUGUGGGUGGAGCCGGACCUGUGGUGAAGCACAGGAGGCGCUAUAAAAUACAAAGACAAUAUAUACUAAUACCGUAUGCUGUAUAUAAGCUUUACAAGAAAUAUUUUGUAAACAAACGUAUGUAUCUAUGAUACUUUGAUGAGAAUUGGUAAAUAAAAUUACUUUUAGUGUAUGCAGCUGUGGUGCAGAAGGUGUACAAAGAAAUAUUUUCUACAAUCACUGCAAUCAUUUUUUGUAUUUGUUUAUAAUAA